AUGGAUCCUUCUAAUAAUAUAUGGGUUGAGAUUCCACAAACAACGAAUUACUGGAUGGUGUUUCUAUCAUUUUGUAUUUCUGUCUUGGGAAUGAUUACAACUUUGGAAUUGUUAGGAAAACGAUCAUCACAAAGUGGUUCAAAGAAUUGGUUACGACUAAUUGGUGCUGCAUUUAGUAAUGGUUUUGUUGGUAUAUGGGGAAUGCAUUUUAUAGGAAUGAGAGCAUGUAUGUUAAGUGGUGGAAGACAAUUACGAUAUAAUCUUUGGUAUACGAUUUUAUCAUUAAUCAUUCCUAUCGUGGUCUUGAGCAUCGCAUUCUAUUCUAUUGGUGCUCAACCACAAGUCAACUUGAAACGAAUUUUAUUAGGAGGAACGAUUGCUGGUUCUAGUAUCGGAACUGCUAUGAUAAUGGCUGUUGCUGUGUGUGGGAUGCACUAUACUGCAUAUGCGGGAACCCAUUACUAUGACAAUGGAAAACCUCCUGUCCUAGAUAAUUUUGUCCUAAAUGAUAAUUUAGUUCUUGGGUCAUUGGGUUGUUUGGUCGCAUGUGUGUUCCUAUUAUCCAUAGGAAUUUAUACCAAAAGAACAGAGCUUUUUAUGCAAAAAAUUGCUUUAGGUGCUGCCAUAUAUAAUGAAGAAGGAAUGGUAUUGGUUUCAGUUGAAGGUUUAUUACCUUUAAUAAAAAUCGGUGAUAACGAAGAGUUCCAUCAAUUGAGUUUAGAGGAUGAAAUAUUUCAUUCAAUUUAUCAAAUAUCAAAUGAUUGGGAGACCGUAAAUAAAUGCCUUCCAUAUAGUGAUGAAACAAAAUUACAACCCAAACGCAAAACUUCUCGUUCCACAAUAUUUAUUGAAUCAUUUAUGUUAAAUGCUCGACAACUUGCCAAUUCUUUAAACAUUCCAUUUGCUGAAUCUGGUACAUUAUACGAUCAAAUACUUUUCACCGGUUGUGAUUCUUCUUCAGCUAAAGAACAUUUGUCUCUUGAGAAAACAAAUCUCAACAACAAUACGCAUGAUAUACAUGAUAUACAUAUUAUGUCAACUUCGUCUACGACACAUGAUAUACAUACUAUGUCAACUUCGUCUACGUUUUCCUCAAUGUAUGAUUGCUCUCAACCACAGACAUUAAUGCCUCAAUCUAAUAAAGGAAAAGGUCAAAUUUUGUUCAUUGUAAAACAAAUUAAAUCUUCUGAAAAUAUUGCCAAAUCUUCAAAUAACAACUCAGAAUGCUCAUAUCGUAAUAAAAGUAGAGAUAAAGGGAUUGUUGAAAAUUUUCAAAAACUAGGUUUUAGAUUCGCUAGUCCUAGAUUCAUAGCUCCAAUAAUGGCUCAAAAAGUUGGUAUUUCAGUAAGACAAAUGCAGAAUUAUUUAGAAAAUAUGUUUCUAUAUUCGAAUUCUGGAUUAAAGCCUUUUUUAGAAGCUGAUAGUGUUUAUGUUGGAUUAUUUGUUACAAAAAAUGAUUAUGGUGAGCGUGAUCUAAAUUCCAUUGGUAAUGGUCUUGAAAUAUUAGUAAUGGAAAAUUAUCGACAUCAAAUUCCUGUUUCUAAAUUACCUACAAUUAAAACUCUUGGAAAAAUAGAAAUGGAUCAUAUAAAAUCAAAAGAAGGAAUUCAUCUAAAUGAUUUGAUUUUACAACUUAGAACUUCAUUUCUUGGUGCAAUUUCAAAUUUAGAUUUAAAACGUGUUCCUAAAAAUCAUUUUAAAUCCAACAAAAGUGGUUAUAAACAAAAUUCUGUCGAUCAUUUAAAAGACAAUGUUGAUUCUUUAAAUUUAACUACUCAACAAAAUAAUAUGUUGGAAGGGUUUAGAUAUGAAUUAAUGCAAUCAUUACAUAGAUUAACUCAUAUUGUUAGUGAAGAACAAUUAUAUGCUAAUGCUAAACUUGUACCUCAAAUUUUUGAUAUAUUGAUACCAACAACUUCCUCAGAUCCCAAUAUAAUAUCUUCAACUGAAUCUUCUGAUCCUAAUAUAAUAUCUUCAACUGAAUCUUCUGAUCCUAAUAUAAUAUCUUCAACUGAAUUUUCUGAUCCUAAUAUAAUAUCUUCAACUAAAUCUUCUGUUCAUGAUAUAAUAUCUUCAACAGAUACCAAUACAACUCAAAGUCCGAUCAAACAAAAAUUUGCAAAAUUAAUAAUAUUUUACUUAACUCUUCCUGCAAAUGUAAAGCCAAAAUUAUCAAGGGGUGAAGUUUGUUUCUUACCUUUUGGAAUGUUUGAAGCUUAUCAAAACGUUCUAUAUUAUAAUUCAAAAAGAUUUGGCAAAUGUAUGCCAGAUUUAGAUAAGAAACAAAAUAAAGGAAAAAAAGAAAAAAGGACUAUUAAUAAUGAUACGAGUAAUAAUAAAAUAUCAAGUGAUAGCAAAGAUAUUGAGAAUGAUGAGAUAGAGGUUGUUGUGGAAAAUAAACCAACACAUGAAGAUUUCUGGACUUAUAAACAUUUAUUAAGUUUAUUACAAUCAAGAAGAUUAUCAAAAGAUAUUCGACAAAAUGAUCAUGCUCGAACUAUAGAUGAGAAACGAUGGUAUAAUGCUAUUCUUGAGGAAAAUUAUACGAACGAUGCAGAAAUUAAAUAUGAUAUUGAAACUAUAAAUUAG
Messenger RNA from Cetraspora pellucida, 2589 nucleotides. The record is from the annotation of a GenBank genome assembly. NCBI's taxonomy places the organism in Eukaryota, Fungi, Glomeromycota, Glomeromycetes, Diversisporales, Gigasporaceae.